AUGGCUUCUGCAGCAAUUUCCUCAGUUGGCAAACUGGUUAUAGUGAAAAAUUCUGCAUUUUUUGGAACUGCAAUGUCCCUUCUUUCUCCUUACACCAUUGUUGUCUCAGGGAUUGAAGUCAAACCUGGUAAACCGUGUCCUUAUCACUCUGACAAUGUGCGAGGGAAGCUUCACGUUACUCAGGCCACUCUAGGCAUUGGCUCAUCGACGGAGAAAAGCAUUCUUCGGUGCUCUUCUGGACACAAAAGUCCAGUUUUUUUAUGUUCACUGCUACCAGAUAAGAUUGAGUCAUGCCCAUUGAAUCUUGAGUUUGACAUUGAUGAUUUAGUUGCAUUCUCAGUGAUUGGUUCUCGAAGCAUCCACCUUUCUGGUUUUUUUGCGGCUGAUGAUGGAGAUGAGCUUAAGGAUGACUAUGAGUAG
Sphenostylis stenocarpa is the source of this 420-nucleotide messenger RNA. Lineage: Eukaryota; Viridiplantae; Streptophyta; Magnoliopsida; Fabales; Fabaceae. The record is from the annotation of a GenBank genome assembly.